AUGCCGACGGAGUUGGAAGAACUCGUAGAAUUUCUGCACCACGGCAACACCCAAAUCCGCCAGAUCGCCGCCGAACACCUCGUGGGCUAUUCAACAGCACAGCCAUCGCUGUUCAGGCGAAAUCAACUCGCGCCCGUCCAAGACCUGAAACUUCUGCUCAAAGACUACCCGCCGAUUGCCAAGAACGCCUUGACGAUAUUGGUCAACAUUUCGGAAGAUGCAGAAGUAGUCAAGUCAUUAGCAGAGGAUGAUGGCUUCAUCGAGUCGUUAUUACGGAGGGUGACCAGUCAGAAAGAGCCCAAUGCAGAUCUCAUGUGCAUGGUGUUGGCCAAUAUGGCUAAGCAUGACACGAUCACGAAACUGCUGAUUCUGAAGCGAGAUGUGCCGAAGCCGUUGUCAACAUCGCCUAUUGCGAUAGACCAGCUGCUCGACUGCUUCGUGAAGGGUGCUGAAGGCUCGUACAACAAGGAUGCCAACUACGACUACCUCUGCUACCUCUUCGCUGAUCUCGCCAAGCACGAACAAGGUCGAAAGCAUUUCUUGACGCCAAGAUCAGAAGGGGAAGGCGAUGAAGCGGAGAAGGUUGUGCCCAUCACGAAACUCAUCGUCUUCACCGAACACGCCUCCACAAUCCGAAGACGAGGUGUAGCAAGCACAAUCAAAAAUGUCUCCUUCGACGUGCCUUCACAUCCCACCCUGCUGGAGGACGCAGAAGAAGGCGGCGUCGGUCUUCUCCCAUACAUCCUCCUCCCACUCAUGGGCAGCGAAGAGUACUCGGACGAAGAUACCGAAGGCAUGCUCGACGAAUGCCAACUUCUGCCUCCCGACAAGGAACGCGAGAAGCAGCCAGACAUCAUCUGUCUGCAUCUCGAGACUUUGCUACUGCUGUCAUCUACGCCUGAGGGUCGAAAGAGGCUGAGGGAUGUGAAAGUCUAUCCGAUUGUGAGGGAAGUGCAUCAGCAUGUCGAGGAUGAGAAUGUGAGAGAGGGCUGUGAUCGUUUGGUGCAGGUUUUGAUGAGGGGCGAGCCUGGCGAUCCGAGUCCUGAGGAAGAGAUGAGAGCUGCGCAAGCUGGUGCUGGGGAGUCGAGGGUAAAGGAGAUCACCGAGGCUGAGGACGAGGAUGAGCAGAUUGUUGAUGUGAUCUAG
Pseudocercospora fijiensis CIRAD86 is the source of this 1146-nucleotide messenger RNA. RefSeq lists its product as uncharacterized. The transcript has 4 exons. The coding region runs from base 1 to 1146 and encodes 381 amino acids. Lineage: Eukaryota; Fungi; Ascomycota; Dothideomycetes; Mycosphaerellales; Mycosphaerellaceae. The record is from RefSeq and is a predicted model, not a curated record.